AUGGCAUCACGCGUUAUCGAAUCAUUGACCCCUUCAGAGUAUUCACCUCUUCUUUCUGGUGAUCCCGAACCCACUCAUCAUCCACAGUCAACAUUUCCUCACAGUCCGGACGAGCGUCAUAUACGCAAUGAAGUCCCUGGAACGCUUACACGUCGCUUGUAUAUCUCGCACUUUCUAUCAACAUGGAACUCUCGCGUCUUUGAGUUUGGGGCUGUGCUCUACCUGGCUUCGAUUUAUCCGGGAACUCUGUUACCCAUGUCAGUUUAUGCCCUCUCCCGAGGUGUCGCAGCGAUUCUGUUUGCACCAGCGGUGGGCAAUUAUAUCGAUACUGGCAACCGGCUGCAAGUAGUUCGAGUCUCGAUCGGAUCUGUUAGGUUGUGGUUGUCGCAGGAAAUGAUCAUGAAGGCCUCAGGAAUGCGCAGGAUUGACCUCGCGUGUAAACUUAUCGGGCCACUCGUCAUAGCCUUGGUUGACGGUGUCUCGACUAAGAUUGCCAUCAUGUUCAACCUGGGAAUGAAUGUUGGUUCUGUAGUCUUUGAAUACUUUUUAAUUGCCAGAGUAUACUAUGAGGUACCCGAACUCCAACAACCAGAGGCGAAAACAUACCUCGACUCGCCAAACACGGAAUCCGACCAGCAAAACAGCAAAACGCGCCUCUGGCACUACUGGCAUUGUCUCACACACAAGGCCCUCAGAGACUUCGAAUCCUACUUUCGUCACCCUGUCUUCCUCCCCUCAUUUGCCGGCGCUUUGCUAUAUCUGACUGUCCUCUCAUUUUCGGGGCAAAUGGUCACCUGGCUCUUAUCAACAGGCUACGACUCCACACAGGUUGGCAUCGCGAGAACCCUAGCCGUAGUAUUCGAAGUCCUCGCAACAUGGAUCGCUCCUUGGCUCAUGGGGAGAAUUGGUCCCACACGUGCCGGUCUAUGGCUCGCCAAUUGGCAAAUUAUAUCACUGGUAGCUGGGAUGACCAUCUUCUGGAUAUUCCCCGAGCAGCCUCUUAUCUCCGCAUCAGCACUCGUAGGAGGGACGAUCCUCAGCCGAGUCGGGUUGCGAGGCUUUGAUUUGUGCGUUCAGAUCCUCGUUCAGGAGUGCGUCGAACCCAAAAGUCGAGGCAGUUUCUCCUCAGUAGAGGCUGCGUGGCAGAAUGCGUUCGAGAUUGGUUCGUACAUCUCGACUAUUGUGUUUUCGAGACCGGAUCAGUUCGCAUGGCCAGCCCUUAUCAGUGUGGUUGCUGUUGGCCUUGCUGGGGUGCUUUAUGCGGUCUUUGUUCGCAUGCAGCGUGGCCAUCUGAUACAUGUGCCAACGUGGAUUGCAGCUCCGGGAAUGCUGCAGCAAAUGAGGGAGAUUUGUAUUGAGAGGAUUUAUUCGUCGUCGGAGGUCUAG
Messenger RNA from Aspergillus pseudonomiae, 1386 nucleotides. RefSeq names its product putative iron-regulated transporter. The transcript has 5 exons. NCBI's taxonomy places the organism in Eukaryota, Fungi, Ascomycota, Eurotiomycetes, Eurotiales, Aspergillaceae. The coding region runs from base 1 to 1386 and encodes 461 amino acids. Gene Ontology annotation, biological process: iron ion transmembrane transport. Gene Ontology annotation, molecular function: iron ion transmembrane transporter activity. Gene Ontology annotation, cellular component: membrane. The record is from RefSeq and is a predicted model, not a curated record.